Messenger RNA from Adineta steineri, 459 nucleotides. Lineage: Eukaryota; Metazoa; Rotifera; Eurotatoria; Adinetida; Adinetidae. The record is from the annotation of a GenBank genome assembly.
AUGGAUGGUCUUUAUUUGCCCGAUGGGCGUCAACUUGCAUUAAUUGAUCGUGAUUGGAUUCUUGACGAAUUACCACAUCUAGGAAAUCCAGACGAUAAUUCAGACGCAAAUUAUUUACUUGCAUCAGCAGCAGCAGCUACAAGUGGUACCGGUGUUGCAACUGGUGGUUCAGGAGGUCGAAGUACAGCUGGUAUUGGUGCCGGAGGUAGUGGAAGUUCAACACACGGAGUAUCGAAUCAUACUGGUGGUGGAACUGGUGGUGCAGAUAGUACAGGAGGAAAUCAUCACGGUGCAAGUGCUAAUCAUAAUCAUAGUUUAUUAUAUAAUCCAGACGAAUUUGAAGGUGAUUUAACAUUAUUAUCUGAGAUCGUUGACGAAACACAGAAUAAGUGGUCAGAUUUUGGUCUUAAUCAAUUACUUACACCAUACGCACGUUUAAUUCGAUCAACAUUUAAAUAA